AUGGCCUCUUUCGAACUUGCCGAUCACUCCCCUCAUCAGGCCGAUCCGUCUCCUCCUGUGUCGAGCGCCUCGAACCUCAUCUUCAUCGACAACUAUGACUCCUUUACCUGGAACAUCUACCAGUACCUCGUUCUUGAGGGAGCUACAGUCCACGUCUACCGCAAUGACAAGAUCACUCUAGACGAGCUCAUCACCAAGAACCCUACCCAGCUCGUCAUCAGCCCCGGUCCCGGCCACCCGGCCACCGACUCGGGCAUCAGCCGUGAGGCUAUCAAGCACUUUGCCGGCAAGAUCCCCAUCCUCGGUGUCUGCAUGGGACUACAGUGCAUGAUUGAUGCCUACGGCGGUGAGGUCAGCUCUGCUGGAGAGUGGCUGCACGGCAAGACAUCGCCCUUGACCCACGAUGCCAAGGGCGUCUUUACUGGCCUGAAGCAGGGCCUUCCCGUCACUCGCUAUCACUCCCUUGCCGGCACCCCAGUGUCCCUCCCCGAGUGUCUCGAGACCACGGCCUGGGUCGACAAACCUGAUGGGUCGCCUGGUGUCAUCCAGGGCGUCCGUCACAGGACGUUUACCAUGGAGGGCGUUCAGUUUCACCCCGAGAGUAUCCUCACCGAGGACGGUCGCAUCAUGAUCAAGAACUUUGUCCACCUUCAGGGGGGCACUUGGGAGGAGAACGAAAAGCUCAAGAAGGCGAGCGCCGGUCGAGCUACCGGCACUGCACCUACCAAGAGCAAGAGCAACAACAUUCUUCAGCAGAUCUACGCCAACCGUAAGGCUGCUGUCGCCGCUCAGAAGAUGAUUCCCUCUCAGCGCAUGGAGGAUCUCCAGGCUGCCUACAACCUCAACGCGGCCCCCCCUCUGGUACCCUUCCUGGAUCGUCUUCGCCAGACUCCAUUUGAUGUUUCCCUCAUGUCUGAGAUCAAGCGUGGGUCGCCGUCCAAGGGGAUCUUCGCUCUCGACAUCAGCGCCCCUGUGCAGGCUCGCAAGUAUGCCCUCGCGGGUGCCAGUGUCAUCUCCGUGCUCACCGAACCGGAAUGGUUCAAGGGAAGCAUCGACGACCUCCGCGCUGUCCGCCAGGUCUUGAACGGCAUGCCCAACAGGCCCGCCAUUCUCAGGAAGGAGUUCAUCUUCGACGAGUAUCAGAUACUCGAGGGCAGGCUGGCCGGUGCCGACACCGUCCUCCUCAUCGUCAAGAUGCUCGAGCCGGAGCUGCUCGAGCGCCUGUACAGGUACUCGCUCUCUCUCGGUAUGGAACCCCUGGUGGAGGUGCAGAACGCCGAGGAGAUGACUGCCGCCGUCAAGCUCGGAUCAAGGGUGAUUGGCGUCAACAACCGAAACCUUGAGAGCUUCGAGGUCGAUAUCAAGACGACGAGCCGCCUUCGCAGCAUGGUCCCGGAAAGCACUGUCAUCUGUGCUCUGAGCGGUAUCAACACCUAUCAGGACGUGCUGGAGAACAAGAAGGGCGGUAUCGACGCCGUUCUUGUAGGCGAGGCCAUCAUGAGGGCCCCGGAUGUGACCCAGUUCAUCAGCCAGCUCUGCUCCGGAACGGAUGCCCCGACGCCCAACGACGACCCCACACCUCUUCGUGUCAAGAUCUGCGGCACCCGCACUGCCGAGGCUGCCACGCGUGCAGUCGAGUCCGGAGCGGACUUUGUUGGAAUCAUCCUCGUCCCCGGGGCCAAGAGGUACGUCUCGGACGAGACAGCCCUGGCCAUCUCCAAGGCUGUGCACUCGCACUCGGGUUCGCUGCCGUUCAAGGGUGACGUCCCGGUAUCCGCAUCUGGCGCCACCGACUUCUACACGGCAGCCGGCACUCGGAUAGCCAGCCCGCGCCCGCGCCUCGUGGGAGUCUUCCAGAACCAGCCGCUGCAGGAGGUGCUGGAAAAGCAGAAACUCUACAAUCUCGAUCUGGUCCAGCUCCACGGAAACGAGCCGAUCGAGUGGGCCAACCUAAUCCCCGUCCCCGUCAUCCGCUCCUUCAAGCCGGGCAAUGUCGGCAUCGGCCUCCGGGGCUACCACAUCAUCCCCCUGCUUGACUCCGGCGCCGGCUCGGGCAAGCUGCUGGACAUGUCCAAGGUCAAGGAGCUCCUCGGCGCCGACCCGGAGCUGAGGGUGUUCCUUGCCGGCGGGCUGGACCCGGUCAAUGUAGCACAGGCUGUCAAGUCAUUGGGCGAGCUGGGUAAGCGCGUGGUUGGCGUGGAUGUGAGCAGUGGCGUCGAGGAGGAUGGUAAGCAGAGUUUGGAUAAGAUCUCUGCUUUCAUCAAGGAGGCCAAGAACGUGCGGUAG
Molecule: messenger RNA, 2286 nt
Organism: Geosmithia morbida
Lineage: Eukaryota; Fungi; Ascomycota; Sordariomycetes; Hypocreales; Bionectriaceae
Product: anthranilate synthase / indole-3-glycerol phosphate synthase / phosphoribosylanthranilate isomerase
Exons: 2
Coding region: 1-2286 (761 amino acids)
Biological process (GO): L-tryptophan biosynthetic process
Cellular component (GO): cytosol
Molecular function (GO): anthranilate synthase activity; phosphoribosylanthranilate isomerase activity; indole-3-glycerol-phosphate synthase activity
Source: RefSeq, a predicted model, not a curated record